Molecule: messenger RNA, 1206 nt
Organism: Sparassis crispa
Lineage: Eukaryota; Fungi; Basidiomycota; Agaricomycetes; Polyporales; Sparassidaceae
Product: Probable glycosidase
Exons: 7
Coding region: 1-1206 (401 amino acids)
Biological process (GO): glucan catabolic process
Molecular function (GO): hydrolase activity, hydrolyzing O-glycosyl compounds
Source: RefSeq, a predicted model, not a curated record
AUGGUCUUGGUUCGUGGCCCGGAGUCGGUCUACACUGCGGCCAACCGCGCUCGGCAUCGUUCAAUCAAGCGCAGCGCAGGACUUGCCCGCGAUCUCCAUUUGGCAUACUCUGGUAUGUUUGCUGAGGAAAAGCCUGCCCGUUCUGCACAAUACUGCGUGAAGGUUGCCCCGAGCCAGGCUAGUUCAACCUCAGCAAGUACUCCGGCCACAUUUCCGACGACAUCUGCCAGUGCAGAAGUUCCCAUUGCUACCGGAGGGACGAAUGCCACGUCGCCAUUCAAACUGGCUCAGAGUUAUGAAGGCAGCACGUUCUUUAAUGGAUGGUCCUUCUUCUCAUACGCCGAUCCUACUGCAGGAACUGUACAAUAUGUGGAUUCCGGGAUCGCCCAAUCGGGCAACUUGACCGAGAUAAAUAGCGCAGGUAACGCUGUCAUGCGCGUAGAUACGACUCCUCAGAUCACUUCCGGCUUCAGGAAGAGCGUCCGAAUUCAAACUAACUUCUCGUACAACGUCGGCACCGUCAUGAUCAUGGACUCGGUACAUAUGCCGACCGGGUGCGGGACGUGGCCCGCAUUCUGGAGUAACGGACCCAACUGGCCCGCAGGUGGUGAGAUUGACAUCGUGGAAGGCGUUAACACCUACACGAACAACCAGGCCACACUACACACGAACGCGGCCUGCACCCUCCCCAGCAACAACUCCAGUACCCUGGGCAUCGCAGGUGGGCUCGUUGGUGGCACUGACUGCUCCGUGGCAGACACCGGGGAUGCCGGUUGCGGAAUCCGCGCGUCGGACCCGACUUCGUUCGGCGCCCCAUUCAACAACGUCGGCGGCGGGGUCUAUGCCAUGCAAUGGCUCACCAGCGGGAUCUCAGUGCACUUCUUCCCGCGUAGCGCGAUCCCGGCCGACAUUACCGCCGGCGUGCUGCAGCCGUCCACCUGGGGAAUGCCCAUGGCUAGCUUCCCCGCCUCGUCGUGCAACCCGUCGACGUCCUUCUACGACCACUCCGCGAUCUUCGACACGACGCUCUGUGGCGCAUGGGCCGGCACCGGCUGGUAUGACACAAGCGCCCCUGGCCAGUCGGUCAGCUGCGCGGUGAGCACUGGGACGUCCUCGUGUGAGGCAUACGUGCAGAACAACGGCGCUGCGUUCAGCGAGGCCUAUUGGGAAGUCAAGAGCGUCAAGAUCUACGAACUGAGCUCCUGA